Psammomys obesus (fat sand rat) is the source of this 3070-nucleotide messenger RNA. RefSeq names its product chimerin 2 (gene Chn2). The record is from RefSeq and is a predicted model, not a curated record. Lineage: Eukaryota; Metazoa; Chordata; Mammalia; Rodentia; Muridae. Gene Ontology annotation, biological process: signal transduction; regulation of small GTPase mediated signal transduction; positive regulation of GTPase activity. Gene Ontology annotation, molecular function: GTPase activator activity. The transcript is spliced from 13 exons. Bases 152 to 1558 code for a protein of 468 amino acids.
AGUGCAGGCAGAGUCCGGAGGCCGGUGCUUCCCGCGCGUCCCCAGGACUUUGCCAUGGGCUGGGGGCCGCGCGGGCUGCGAGCGGCCGGCCGAAGGCAGCGGCGACGCCGCCCGCACCGGGACUGAGCGAGCGGAGACGCACAGCGCCGAGAUGGCAGCGUCCAGCAACUCCAGUCUGUCCGGCUCCUCCGUGUCCUCCGAUGCCGAGGAAUACCAGCCUCCAAUAUGGAAAUCAUACUUGUAUCAGCUGCAGCAGGAGGCGCCUCGUCCCAAGAGGAUCAUUUGUCCCCGGGAGGUGGAAAACAGACCAAAAUAUUAUGGAAGAGAGUUUCAUGGGAUCAUCUCCCGGGAGCAGGCUGAUGAGCUUCUGGGAGGCGUGGAGGGUGCCUACAUCCUUCGAGAAAGCCAGCGUCAGCCGGGAUGCUACACUCUAGCCCUAAGGUUUGGGAACCAGACCUUAAACUACAGGCUCUUCCACGACGGGAAGCACUUCGUGGGGGAGAAGAGGUUCGAAUCCAUUCACGAUCUGGUGACCGAUGGCUUGAUUACACUCUACAUAGAGACCAAGGCUGCUGAGUACAUUGCCAAAAUGACCACAAAUCCCAUCUAUGAGCACAUCGGAUACGCUACCCUCCUCAGAGAAAAAGUGUCCCGAAGGCUGAGCAGGUCUAAAAACGAAUCGAGGAAAGCUAGUGUCACCAACGAGGAGCACACGCCUGUGGAGAAGAUCUCCUCACUGGUCCGAAGAGCUGCCCUCACACACAACGACAACCACUUCAACUAUGAGAAGACACACAACUUCAAGGUCCACACGUUCCGGGGCCCACAUUGGUGUGAAUACUGUGCCAAUUUCAUGUGGGGGCUCAUCGCCCAAGGAGUCCGGUGUUCAGAUUGUGGGUUAAACGUUCACAAACAGUGUUCCAAGCAUGUCCCCAACGAUUGCCAACCUGAUCUCAAGAGGAUCAAGAAAGUGUAUUGCUGUGACCUCACCACGCUUGUAAAAGCUCACAACACUCAGAGACCCAUGGUGGUAGACAUAUGUAUUCGGGAAAUUGAAGCAAGAGGAUUAAAGUCAGAAGGCCUCUACAGAGUCUCCGGGUUCACAGAACACAUUGAAGAUGUCAAGAUGGCAUUUGACAGAGAUGGUGAAAAGGCGGAUAUCUCUGCUAACAUCUACCCAGACAUAAACAUCAUCACUGGAGCCCUGAAACUGUACUUCAGAGACCUACCCAUUCCCGUCAUCACAUAUGACACCUAUUCCAAAUUUAUAGAGGCAGCGAAAAUCUCCAAUGCGGAUGAGAGGCUGGAAGCUGUCCAUGAGGUCCUGAUGCUGCUGCCUCCUGCACACUAUGAGACCCUGCGCUACCUGAUGAUCCAUCUCAAAAAGGUUACCAUGAAUGAAAAGGACAAUUUAAUGAAUGCAGAAAACCUGGGGAUCGUGUUUGGGCCCACUCUGAUGAGACCCCCUGAGGACAGCACCCUCACGACCCUCCAUGACAUGCGGUACCAAAAGCUGAUCGUGCAGAUUUUAAUAGAAAACGAAGACGUUUUGUUCUAAUCCAUCAAGAAAAUGGGCUGAUAGAGCUAACAGAAUAAAAACGUUUCUUACACUUGAUUUGUUUUCCAAACAAGUGGCAGAACCACAGUGGAUUGAAGAGUUGGGGACUGUGUCUCCCUCCUCCACGUGAGAGCAAGGGUGAGGGUAGGAAACCCCUUACCUUGGGUCUUUCGCCGUGCCUCGUAUGUAUGUCUGUUUUGCUGAAAGAGUGAUUAAUAAAUCUUUCUUUAACUUAUUAAAAAAAUGUAGACUUUUAAGCUUCAAUCUUAUCAGUAAUAAAAGGGAACUUAAUUCAUAAAGGUACUUGGUACAGUAUGCGUUUUCCACCUUCAAAAAAGGACAAUUCUAUAUGUUAAAUGUUAAAUGAAACCUAUAUUGUAAAAUGUAUUUUAUUUUAGCUGCAAGAAUGUUAUUUUAUUUUAGCAAAUAGAAUUCAAUGCAGUGCAUUGGUUACUGCCCUGUACCUUGUCUCCCCUCCUUGCAGUCGUGCCUGGUAAAUGUUGACCGUGAAGGCAGUAUCACCUUGACAUACCUCUGUCCUGACUAGUGCUUUGAUGCAAGUCCGCCACUCCCCCACACCCCUGCUCUUCACAGUUCCUGCUUCUCAGCUCUGGCUUUCUGCUGUGAGGUGUAGUGUAUGUUCAUAGUGAUCCUGGGAUGAUCUGAAGCACCCACAAGUUUCCUUUCUGUUAGCAUUUCAUGACUUCCCAAAAAAAUGUUAUGGUCGUGGCCUUUCCGUAUCUCCCAUGUGUGUCCUAGAACACGCAGAGUAUGUCCAGCUACGUAAAAUGGCUUGAGGACACUGGAUGCCCCUGAGCCAGGACAGGAAAUUCACACUCUUCCUCUUCUCAGCCAGGUUCUUCAAAUUGAUGUCAAUGGAGAACAUUUCCAUAUUGUUGAAUCAUGAACCUACAGGAUCAUUGUCGAAUCUUGUUCCUUACUUUUGUUUUAUAAACCGAUUAUUAAUUUAUGAAUAAAUAAGGUUGGGUUUUUUUUUUUAACCAAAUGUUUUUCACUCAUAAAAGUUGUUCUGUAUGGAAGAUAAUUUAACAUGAUUUUAUCGCUAGAGACCCAUCCUGUUGGUUAUAUUUAUCUUAGCAUGAGUUUUUCACACCAAGAUCUCUAUAUUUUGUAACAUAGUCAAAAUAUUUAAAACAGCAAAAAACUGUAAGUCUAGAUUUUUAAAGCCAGUUGCAGUGUCUCUCCCUUGGUUGUCUGAGAUGACCCAUGCACUGACAAGUCUUGCUUGGAGCGCCCAGAAGAGAAUUGCCAUGUCAAGGUGGUAGAGACUGCAGGCAGACCCGUGGCAUCUGGGGCUCCGUUUGGCCUGCUCUCUGCUGUCAGCGUUCCUCCCAACUGUACAGAUUUGUUUGUUGCGGCUUCUGUACUUCUUGAUACUGUCAAUAAUAAUCUGGAAAUGGUUUUAUUUUGUGAAGUGAGCAAUACUUUGUAAUUUAUGACAGUGUAAUGGAAAAAAAAAACAUUCCAUGUAUUAAAUGCUCCUGUCCACCA